UAAUAUAGAAUUCAAUAACUUUCAAAAAGAUUAUCAAAAAGAUAACGCAAUUGAAUGGAUAGAAAAUGCCUUGAAAAAUGAAAAAGUUAAAUUUAUAUUAUUCAACGAUUUGAUAAAUUCUGAGGAGCUUGGCAGUGGAGGGUUUGGAUGUAUUAGGAAAGCUACUUGGAUUAAAACAAGAAGUUAUAUUGUUUAUAAAAGAUUAACUAAUAUGAAAUCUGUUAAAGGUAGCAUAUUAAAUGCAUUUAUUCAUGAAUUACAAAUUCAUUUACAACUUGAUCUAGUGAUCGGAUUAUUCGUUGCUUAG
Molecule: messenger RNA, 307 nt
Organism: Funneliformis mosseae
Lineage: Eukaryota; Fungi; Glomeromycota; Glomeromycetes; Glomerales; Glomeraceae
Source: the annotation of a GenBank genome assembly